Molecule: messenger RNA, 9487 nt
Organism: Mauremys reevesii (Reeves's turtle)
Lineage: Eukaryota; Metazoa; Chordata; Testudines; Geoemydidae
Gene: MUC2
Product: mucin 2, oligomeric mucus/gel-forming
Exons: 48
Coding region: 10-9258 (3082 amino acids)
Cellular component (GO): extracellular matrix
Molecular function (GO): protein binding
Source: RefSeq, a predicted model, not a curated record
UUAGCCACCAUGGGGCUAAGACUUGCCGGCCUUUUUGCACUCUGGCUGGCUCUUUCCUGUGCGAACGAAAUUAAAAAAGGCAGAACCCAAAACCAUGGCCACUACGUCUGCAGUACCUGGGGGAACAAUCAUUUCAAAACUUUUGAUGGAGACUUCUACCAGUUCCCUGGACUCUGUGAUUACAACUUUGCUUCUGACUGCCGAGAGUCUUACCAGGAGUUCUCAAUCCACAUCCAGCGUGCUGUGAAUGAAAAUGGACACCCUGACAUCCAAUAUGUCCUGAUCACCAUAAAGGAUGUUGUAAUCUACCUCACCCAAAAUGCGGUUGUCGUGGAUAAGCAAAUUGUAACAACACCAUACUAUAGUUCCGGUUUGCUGAUUGAGAACAGUGAAAUCUACACUAAAGUCUAUGCAAGAGCGGGCCUGGUUCUAAUGUGGAACCGUGAAGAUUCACUGAUGCUGGAGCUGGAUCCCAAGUUUAACAACAAUACUUGUGGUCUUUGUGGGGAUUACAAUGGACAGCAGCUCUACAAUGAAUUUAUCUCUAAUGGCAUGACCUUCAAUCCGAUCAUGUUUGGAAAUAUGCAGAAGAUUAACAAACCCAACACAGUAUGUGAGGACCCUGAUGAAACACAGACUGUCACAACCUGUAAUCAGCAUCGUGAUGAGUGUCUGAGUCUGCUGACUUCUUCAGUAUUUGCUGACUGUGAGUCCCGUCUGAAUCUGGAGAUGUAUGUUCAAGCCUGUAUGCAGGAUAAGUGUGCCUGCCAGGGAGCUGAGGAUUCCUUCUGCCUCUGUAACACCAUCUCUGAGUACUCUCGCCAGUGCUCCCAUGCUGGUGGCCGGCCUGGAAACUGGAGGACAGAAAAGUUUUGCCUUAAGACGUGCCCUGGAAACAUGAUCUACCAGGAAAGCAGCUCGCCAUGCAUAAGCACUUGUUCCCAUUUGGAGAUCAGCAGCCUUUGUGAGGAACACUUCAUGGAUGGCUGCUUCUGCCCUGAAGGAACUGUGUAUGAUGACAUCAGUGGGAAAGGCUGUGUGUCUGUUAACCAAUGUCACUGCAAACAGCAGGGAUCCCUGUAUUCACCUGGGCAAAAUAUCACCAAUGAAUGUGAAGAAUGCACCUGUGAUUCAGGCAGGUGGGUGUGCAAGCAUUUACCCUGUCCAGGCUCAUGCUUAGUAGAAGGAGGCGCUCACAUCACCACCUUUGAUGGGAAGAAAUACACCUUCCAUGGAGACUGCUACUAUGUGCUGUCCAAGGGAGGUAUAAAUGACACUCAUGCCCUCCUGGCAGAGCUGUCUCCCUGUGGCUCCACAGACAAACAGACCUGUUUGAAGACUGUUGUGCUAUUAAUAGACCACAAAAAAAAUAUCUUGGUUUUCAGAUCAGAUGGCACUGUGCUGCUGAAUGAACUUGAAGUGCACUUGCCCCAUGUGACAGCCAGCUUCUCAAUUUUCCAGCCAACUUCAUACCAUAUCAUUGUGCAUACCUAUUUUGGUCUCAAGCUACAAAUCCAAUUGGUUCCAAUCAUGCAGCUGUUUGUGACUGUGGAUCAAUCUGCCCAAGGAAAACUGCAAGGUCUUUGUGGGAAUUUCAAUGGCAUAGAAUGUGAUGAUUUUAAAACAGCUGGUGGGCUGGUAGAAGCUACAGGAUCUGCCUUUGCUAACACUUGGAAAGCACAAGCCACCUGUAAAGACCAAGUGGAUAAUUUGGAAGACCCUUGUGCUCUCAGCGUUGAAAGCGAAAAUUAUGCUGAAUAUUGGUGUUCCUUACUGAAAAAAUCAAAAUCUCCUUUUGCCAGAUGUCACUCAGUCAUUGAUCCUGUGGAAUAUUAUAAGAGAUGUAAAUAUGACACCUGCAACUGUAAGAACAGUGAAGAAUGCUUGUGUGGGGCCCUGUCCUCUUACGCAAGAGCCUGUGCCUUCAAAGGAAUCAUGCUGGGGGGCUGGAGACAAACUGUCUGCAACAAAGAAGUGUCCUCUUGCCCAGCAUCCCAGGUCUUCCGUUACAAUCUGACCACAUGUCAACAUACCUGUCGCUCCAUUGCUGAUGGCGAAAAGCACUGCUUGGAGGGCUUUGUUCCCAUUGAUGGCUGUGGCUGCCCUGAUAACACCUAUAUGAAUGAGAAGAGUAACUGUGUGCCCAUCUCCGAGUGUACAUGCUACUAUAAAGGGUCAUACCUGAAACCUGGGGAUGUCAUCAUGAAACAAGAAGAACGCUGUGUUUGCCGAAAUGGAAUUCUCCAUUGCACUCAAGUGAAGAUAAUAGAUGACAAGUGUCCGUCCCCCAAGAUUCACUUUGAUUGCAGCAGUGUCAAGUCUUGGUCUUCACAAACCCCUCUGCAGCUAAGCUGCCAUAUGCUGGAUACUGACUAUUUCCAGACAGAGUGUGUCUCAGGGUGCAUAUGUCCUCAUGGACUGAUUGAUGAUGGCAGAGGGGGCUGUGUCAAGGAGAAGGACUGUCCAUGUAUUCAUAACAAGCAGUUUUAUGCUCCUGGACACACCGUAGAAGUGGACUGCAACAAAUGUACCUGCCAAAAAGGAAAAUGGACCUGCACCGAUAAUGUGUGCUUUGGGACUUGUACUAUAUAUGGAAGUGGCCAUUAUAUCAGCUUUGAUGGAAAACACUAUGACUUUGAUGGACACUGUGAAUAUGUGGCUGCCCAGGAUUAUUGUGGCGAGGAUCCCAGUGGUUCGUUUAGUAUCAUCACAGUGAAUGUACCAUGUGGAACCACUGGAGUCACCUGUUCAAAGGCUAUUAAAAUAUUUCUAGGGAGAACCGAACUGAAGUUUGAGGACAAGCAAUAUGUAGAAAUUCAGCGAGAUGUUGGCCACCAUAUACAGUAUCGGAAUCAUACAGUGGGGCUCUAUCUUGUUAUUGAAGCCAGCAAUGGUGUGAUGCUCAUCUGGGAUAAGAAGACUACUAUUUUCAUAAGUCUGGUUCCUCAUUAUAAGGGUAAAAUCUGUGGUUUGUGUGGCAACUUUGAUGACACGUCCAAUAAUGACUUCACAACAAGGAACGGGCUGCUGGUGACCAAUCCUCUGGAGUUUGGUAAUUCUUGGAAACUGUCUAACUCCUGCCCUGAUGUGGUGGAUGAGAUCCUGCCCUGCAAUCUGAAACCUCACCGCAAGUCCUGGGCAGAGAAUCAGUGCCGCAUCAUCCGGAGCGAUGUCUUUAAAGAUUGUCACACCAAGGUGGACCCUGCUCCAUUCUAUGAAAAUUGUGUUCAUGAUGCCUGCUCCUGUGACAGUGGUGGAGACUGUGAGUGCUUCUGUUCUGCAGUUGCUGCUUAUGCCCAUGAGUGCAAUAAGACUGGAGUUUGUGUCUUCUGGAGAACUCCUAAUAUAUGCCCAAUAUUUUGUGAUUACUACAACCAGCGUAAUGAGUGCGAAUGGCACUAUGAGCCUUGUGGCCGUCAUAUUGUGACCUGCAGGAUCAUUAACAAUGUCAUCUCCAACUUCCCAUUGCCAUAUCUGGAAGGUUGCUACCCCAGAUGCUCUGGAGAUAAAUCCAUUUUUGAUGAAGACUCCAACACAUGUGUAUCCGAAGACCAAUGUGGCUGUUAUAUUAGAAAUGGCACUCGUUAUCACGUUGGCGAAGAAGUACCCACAGACAAAGUUUGUCAGAAAUGUAUCUGCGUCUCAACAGGAAAUAUUGUGUGCAGAACUGACCCAGCCUGCUCAUCAACCACUACACCCCCUUCUACCACACCCACAACCACUACCACCAUCACCACAACCACGCCAACAACCACUACACCCCCUACUACCACACCCACAACCACCACCACCACCAUCACCACAACCACGCCAACAACCACUACAACUACCACUGUGUCAACUUCAAUGACUACACCAGGUUGUUGUUGGUCCGACUGGAUUGAUGUGAGUUACCCAAAAUAUGGCAUACACGGUGGUGAUUAUGAAACCUAUGAGAAAAUCAGAGAAUGGAACGCCUCAGCGAUAUGUGAGAAUCCACUAAAUAUUUCAUGCAGAGCACAGCUAUUGCCUGGCGUCCCCAUUAAAGAUUUAGGACAAAAAGUGACAUGUAAUGUUUCCACUGGGCUUAUCUGUAAUAAUAAAGACCAAGUACCAGGGGGCAUGAUUCCGAUGCCUAUGUGCCUCAAUUAUGAGAUCAAGGUUUACUGCUGCGGGCAACCAUGCAUCACCACUACCCCAACUACAACCACGACAACUACAACCACUACAAUCAGCACCACGGAGCCUCCAACCACCACAACGACAACCACUGAGCCUCCAACCACGACAACUACAACCACUGAGCCUCCAACCACCACAACGACAACCACUACAAUCAGCACCACUGAGCCUCCAACCACCACAACUACAACUACUGAGCCUCCAACCACCACAACGACAACCACUGAGCCUCCAACCACCACAACUACAACCACUGAGCCUCCAACCACCACAACGACAACCACUACAAUCAGCACCACUGAGCCUCCAACCACCACAACUACAACCACCGAGCCUCCAACCACCACAACGACAACCACGGAGCCUCCAACCACGACAACGACAACCACGGAGCCUCCAACUAUGACAACUACAACCACUGAGCCUCCAACCACCACCACAACAACCACUACAACCAGCACCACAGAACCUACAACCACCACAACGACAACCACUACAACUACAACCACGGAGCCUCCAACCACCACAACUACAACCACUGAGCCUCCAACCACCACAACGACAACCACUACAACCAGCACCACUGAGCCUCCAACCACCACAACGAUAACCACUGAGCCUCCAACCACGACAACUACAACCACUGAGCCUCCAACCACCACAACGACAACCACCACACCAACAACCACUACAACUAGCACUGUGCCACCAUCGACUACUACAACAGGAACCACAACCAAUAUUCCAACAAAUUGUUGUUGGUCCGACUGGAUUGAUGUAAGUUACCCAAAACCUGGCAUACACGGUGGUGAUAAUGAAACCUAUGCCAAAAUCAGAGAAUGGAACGCCUCAGCGAUAUGUGAGCAUCCACUAAAUAUUUCAUGCAGAGCUCAGAAAUUCCCUGACUACUCUAUUGAAGUUUUAGGACAAAAAGUGAAAUGUGAUGUUUCCACUGGGCUUAUCUGUUAUAAUAAAGACCAAGUACCAGGGGGCAUGAAUCUGAUCCCUGUGUGCCUCAAUUAUGAGAUCAAGGUUUACUGCUGCGGGCAACCGUGCAUCACCACUACCCCAACUACAACCACGACAACUACAACCACUGAGCCUCCAACCACCACAACUACAACCACUGAGCCUCCAACGACCACAACGACAACCACUACAAUCAGCACCACGGAGCCUCCAACCACCACAACGACAACCACUGAGCCUCCAACCACGACAACUACAACCACUGAGCCUCCAACCACCACAACGACAACCACUACAAUCAGCACCACUGAGCCUCCAACCACCACAACUACAACUACUGAGCCUCCAACCACCACAACGACAACCACUACAAUCAGCACCACUGAGCCUCCAACCACCACAACUACAACUACUGAGCCUCCAACCACCACAACUACAACUACUGAGCCUCCAACCACCACAACGACAACCACUACAAUCAGCACCACGGAGCCUCCAACCACCACAACUACAACUACUGAGCCUCCAACCACCACAACUACAACUACUGAGCCUCCAACCACCACAACGACAACCACUGAGCCUCCAACCACCACAACGACAACCACCGAGCCUCCAACCACCACAACGACAACCACGACAACUACAACCACGGAGCCUCCAACCACGACAACGACAACCACGGAGCCUCCAACCACGACAACUACAACCACAGAGCCUCCAACUACGACAACUACAACCACUGAGCCUCCAACCACCACCACAACAACUACUACAACCAGCACCACUGAGCCUCCAACCACCACAACUACAACCACGGAGCCUCCAACCACCACAACUACAACCACUGAGCCUCCAACCACAACAACGACAACCACUGAGCCUCCAACCACCACAACGACAACCACUGAGCCUCCAACCACGACAACUACAACCACUGAGCCUCCAACCACCACAACGACAACCACUACAAUCAGCACCACUGAGCCUCCAACCACCACAACGACAACCACCGAGCCUCCAACCACCACAACGACAACCACCGAGCCUCCAACCACCACAACGACAACCACGACAACGACAACCACGGAGCCUCCAACCACGACAACGACAACCACGGAGCCUCCAACCACGACAACGACAACCACAGAGCCUCCAACCACGACAACUACAACCACUGAGCCUCCAACCACCACCACAACAACUACUACAACCAGCACCACUGAGCCUCCAACCACCACAACUACAACCACGGAGCCUCCAACCACCACAACUACAACCACUGAGCCUCCAACCACCACAACAACAACCACUACAACUAGCACCACUGAGCCUCCAACCACCACAACUACAACCACUGAGCCUCCAACCACCACAACUACAACCACUGAGCCUCCAACCACCACCACAACAACUAUUACAACCAGCACCACUGAGCCUCCAACCACCACAACUACAACCACGGAGCCUCCAACCACCACAACUACAACCACGGAGCCUCCAACGACAACAACUACAACCACUGAGCCUCCAACCACCACAACGACAACCACGACAACUACAACCACUGAGUCUCCAACCACAACAACUACAACCACUGAGCCUCCAACCACCACAACUACAACCACUGAGCCUCCAACCACCACAACGACAACCACCACACCAACAACCACUACAACUAGCACUGUGCCACCAUCGACUACUACAACAGGAACCACAACCAAUAUUCCAACAAAAACAACUACCCCACAGACGCCUACCACCACCAUCACAUCGACAACUACCUCAGAGAUACCUACAACCCCAUUCAAACUCCCAUGUAUUUCACCUAAUAAGACUGUCAUUCCACCAGGUGAAAGCUACUGGCCAUGUAACUGCACUGAGUUAAUAUGCGUUAACAAUGACACAUGGACGCUGGUUACGACUGAAUGUGAACGUCCUCCUAAGCCCACUUGUAUCAAUGGGCUGGCUCCUGUGCUCGUGCAGGGUGAAUGCUGUUGGCACUGGGAGUGUGACUGCUAUUGCACUGGCUGGGGAGACCCACAUUAUGAGACGUUUGAUGGACAGUACUAUAGCUACCAAGGGAAUUGUACGUAUGUCCUGGUGGAAGAGAUUAACAAAAAGAUUGACAACUUUGGGGUCUACAUUGACAACUAUCACUGCAUUGCACAAGACAGAGUGUCCUGUCCACGCACACUCAUCGUGAAACACGAGACCCAGGAAGUGCACAUAAAGACUAUCACAAUGAUUCCUCUCAAAGUACAGGUGACGGUAAACAGUCAGGAAGUGGCUACACCUUAUGAAAAAUACGGCGUGAGAGUCUUUAAGUCAGGCAUAAAUCAUGUAGUGGAAAUUUCUAGACUUGGGGUAAAUGUAACCUAUAAUGGAUUGGCUUUCUCAAUUAGAUUGCCCUACCAGAAGUUUGGCAACAACACCCAAGGACAGUGCGGCACUUGUACCAACAACACAGCAGAUGACUGCAUGUUACCCAAUGGAAAGAUCAUAGAUAACUGUGAAACAAUGGCAGAUCAUUGGGUGAUUAAUGACCCGGAAAAGCCACACUGCUAUCCAUCCCCAAUUCCUACAAAGGUACCUCCUGUCACUCCACCAUCCUGCAAACCAUCCGAUCUCUGCAAGCUCAUUAAAGAAGGCCCGUUCAAAGCAUGCCAUCCCUUUGUCAAACCUGACCACUACUAUGCAGCCUGCGUUUUUGACAGCUGCGCUCUUCCCAACUCUAAAUUGGAGUGUGCAACUUUGCAAAACUACGCUGCUCUCUGCGCUGAUCAGGGGGUCUGUGUUGAUUGGAGAGGCCAUACUCGUGAUAUCUGCCCGCUUAAGUGCCCAUCACACAAAGUAUACAAAGCAUGUGGUCCUAUUGAAGAGGUGACCUGCAAGUCAAGCCAAGUUGCACAAAACCAAACCAGUCAUGUGGAAGGCUGCUUCUGUCCUGCUGGAACAAUGCUUUAUGGUGAUGGUGUGGAUGUCUGUGUAAAAACCUGCGGGUGUGUUGGACCAGAUGAUAAACCAAGAAAGUUUGGGGAAAUUUUUGAGUUUGACUGUAAGAGAUGCAUUUGCCUGGAGGGUGGAAAUGGCAUUAGCUGUGAGCCCCUCAAAUGUCCAGAGCAAGAGGAUAAACCAAGCUGCAGUGAUGAAGGCUUUUACGAGGUCACUGAAGUCAGUCCUGACAACAUCUGCUGCAGCAUAACUUCCUGCAGAUGCAACGCAAGCUUUUGCACAACCACACCUCCUAAAUGUAAAAUUGGUUACGAACUUGUUUCCGAUAUUGCCACUGGCAAGUGCUGUCCUACGUAUAAGUGCGUUCCCAAGAAGGUCUGUGUGCUUCAGAAUGCUGAGUACCUGCCUGGUUCCCCAGUCUUUGCUGAUAAGUGCCAUGAUUGUUUCUGCACUGAGAAAUCGAACAGUAGUGGUCUGAAUGCUAUUUCAUGCAAGCACAUUCCAUGCAAUGAAAGAUGCCAGCCAGGAUAUGAACUUAAAGAUGUGAAAGGGGAAUGCUGUCCAAAAUGCGUGCAGACCAAGUGUGUUGUAAAUAAGGUUGACAGCACCGUCCUCGUCCUGAGUCCUAAUACAAGGGAAAACGAUCCAAAAGACAACUGCACCGUUUACAGCUGUGUGUCGCUCAAAGGUCAGCUCAUCUCCUCCACCUCAAAGAUUACCUGCCCAUCGUUCAAUGAGGACAAUUGUAAAGCUGGCACUGUUACACUGCUGCCUGAUGGUUGCUGUAAAAUAUGCAUCCCUCAAGAUAGCCCAUCACCAUGUUCUGUCACCCAAAUCGCGGACUAUAUCACCCAUAACGGCUGCCGUUCUGUGGAUAAAGUCUACCUGACUCAAUGUGAAGGAUCAUGCAAAACCCUCUCAUUAUACUCUGCUGAGGCCAACUCCAUGCAGCACAAGUGUUCCUGCUGCAGGGACGCAGCGACUAGCGAGAAGCAAGUUCUACUGCAAUGCCCCAACGGGAAAUCUGUGGUGCACAAGUACCUGCAUGUGGACCGUUGUGAAUGUCUUGACACUGAGUGCACAGAACACAGCUCCACAGAAAAGCCAAAGGAAAGUGGAGAAGAGAGUCCCAUCGAACGUGUCAAGCGGGCCAUUCAGAAAAUAUUGAAAUGAAGGGGAGAAAAGUAAUGGCGCACAGAAAAAAAGUACAAGGAGGGUCUAUGCACCAGUCUAAUCUUCCAAGAGUGAUUCAAUGCUUUGCCUUUUCUCACUUCCUCCUCUUCUGUGCCCUCUCUGACUAUUUGUAAUUGUGCUCUAUUUAUUUGUAUACAAAAGAGACAGUCUCUUUUGUUUAGUUUUAAGUUAGUUUCUUUUGCUUUAAAUGAUUAAAAAUUCAUUUCAG